AUGUCGUUAAGUGAUUAUGCUGUUAAAAUUCGUACAAAGAAUGCCGAUUUAAAAAAAAAGAUUUUGUUAUACAAACAUGAAAUCCCAUUGAUUGAAAAUGAAAUUUUAAUGUUAAAGAUAACUUAUGAUGAACUAAAUGGGGCAUGUAAACGUUUAGAUAGACUUGUUAAUGAGAACGAAACGAAUAAUACAAGUUUACUAUUAGAGAAUCAACAUCUGUUCAAAGAUUAUAUUAAAGAUAUUCAAACUGAUAUUGAAAUACAACAUCAUAAAUAUAAUUCAAAUCCCAAAUGGAAAUCAGUUUCUCAGCAAUCGAAUUCUCUCGUGACAAAUACGAUAGAAAUAUCUUCAGAUAUUCAACAACAACCAGCAAUACUCAUCUCACCAAUGAUUAGUCAGUUAAUAUCAGUCGAAAACUGGUUUGCUGAUUCGUCCAAAUCACAUUCAUCCGUUCACGAUGAUCAAAAACUUGACACUUUAUCGAUUAAGAGGCAACAGGAUGAACAAGAACUACUUAAGAAUAAAGAUGAUGAGGAUGAUUUAUACAAAGGUUUAAUUUCUGGCGCAUGUGAAGAAGGAGAAUUAGACAAUAAUAUUAAUGAAAAUGAAGAACAUGCUAUUGAAGAAAUCCCAUGUCCCAUAAUACCAACAACAACAAAGACACCUCAAUCAUCUGCUACAAAGUCACUUCGACAUUACACAUUAAUGCGUCAUUUAGCUGAAAAAAAAUCUAUAAAAAAGAGUUAA
Molecule: messenger RNA, 747 nt
Organism: Didymodactylos carnosus
Lineage: Eukaryota; Metazoa; Rotifera; Eurotatoria; Philodinida; Philodinidae
Source: the annotation of a GenBank genome assembly